GGCGCCUCAGUUUGCUCGCGCUGCCCGCGCAGCUCACUCGUGUGUUCAACUUACGUUGCCACAAACGAAAACCGACUUGCCGAUACGAAUUUGGAACAUUUUCGACCGGUAAAGUCGGUUCAACUGUCGCUUUUAAACGGCAGAACAGCGACCGCCUAAAUUUCGCAUUGCGAAUCGGACGUGCUAUUGCCUCACUCUGUUACGCUGGUGUCUUAACAGAUAACUGUGAAGGAACGUGUGUGAGCCUCGAUCGUUCGGAGUCAGCAGUGUUGUGCUAUCAGUGCUGUGGAAUUGGAGCAUGUGUUUUGUGGAAAGUGUUAAUAUAUGUGUUGUAUGAGACUUGCGAUACGUUUCACUAAACUCGAGACAAAAAGUUGUUUCGUAUUCGAGUUUGUGUGACCGCCGGUGUGUAUAUGCAGUGCUUUCCCCCUGUCUGUCUGCUUGAUUUAUGGAUCGGCCGGCGAAGACCAACCUGCACAACAGAGCACACACACUCGGCAUAAGCAAUGUGACCACCGACGCACCGACCAAAUCAUGCAGACCACAUACCCAUGAGUCUUGCCCCAAGAUAACGUGACCUACACGAUAUUUAUUGUACUUAUAACUUUAAUUAACGAAUCUAGUCGCCAUAGCACUAUUUAAAACGAAGCAUCUUAGAGUAACUGAACGAAGUGGAAGUACAAAAAGUACAGCGAGAGUACAAACGAGCCGGGAUGAGCUAAUGUUGAUUUAACAAUAAAUUGAUACGAUUAGAGGUCCCCCGGUGACGAUACAAUGUCUACUACAAGCUUUGAGCACUCGGCGAUGAAAAGCAGCUUCUCGCUGUCGUCGCUGCGGUCGGCGGCCGCUCCGCCGGCGGGCCAGUGCGAUCAGCUCGAGAGGCCGUACCACAGUCUUACCAAAAAGAGAAAGGAGCCAUGUCGCGAGGCGUGGCGGCGCUCGUGGGGCUCGACCGCGAGCGGCGGCAGCGCCGGCGACGAUCUCUGGCCGCUGCUGCAGAGACACUACGACUACAUCAUGGACAACCAGAUCAUCAACACCUGCAAGGAAGCAAACGGCGAGUUGCAGUCGCACAACUCGACCGCUUUGCUGACCGGGCCGCGCUUGUUGAACCCCACGUCCGGCUUCAACCGGCAGUGGUCGCUCAACCAGCUGAUCGCCGAGUUCAACGAACUGUGCCAGUGGCUCACACACGUGCAGGAGGAGAUAUAUUCUAGUCCCGAGAAUUUGUCCAGUAGGAAGUUGAGGAUGAAUCGCAUGUCCGAGUUGGUGUCAGUGGAGCCGCGUCGCAUCAAGUUCGUCGAGCAGGCGAGCGCUAUACUUGAACGGAUCCCUGAAGCGAGUGGAGAAGUAACAUGGCGAAUAGAACACUUGAAGAUAAAGUGGGAAGCCCUUCGCCUGCUUCUUAGUCCUGAACAGCAGAACCGUGAUGAAGAUAAUCCUGAUGCAGUUGACACAGCGCACGAGCUCCGCUGCCUGCGUCGCUGGCUGCACUGCAUGGAGGGCCGCCUGCCGCCGCCGUCGCUCGCCGCCGCCAAGUCCGCCACCUACCACGAGCUGCUCAGGAAGCUGAGGGAGCAUCAGGUAUUACAACGCGACGUGGAAUGCCACGGUCGGAUCGUGAGCUCAGUGGUGCGGCUGUGCGGCGGCGGUGACGCGGCGCGCGCGCUCGAACGUCGUUGGCACCUCCUGUACCUGCGGGCGAUCGAGUGGCAGUGUCAUCUCGAAGCGUGUCUUAACAAGAUCAAUACACAGGCAGGAGCAUCAGUGGAAGCUGCAAGCGACAGUGACGACGAGCCUGUUCUGAAACAGCCAAGGUUAAGCAAGCGAGGAUCGCCCAAGAGUCCCCGAAGCCCAAGAAGUCCGAGGAGACAACGCACGCCGGUCAAUGCUAGGCACAGAGAGAACUCCACUGAUAGUAGGCAAUCUGCCUCCGAGGAGGAACAAGAAUAUGUGCUAACGUACACGUGGCGUGGCUUUGGAUCUGACUGCGAAUCGGAAUUGAUGAGGGAACAAAACAAAAUGGCGGACGAGAGAAGAGUGCCCGGCGCCUGCGACGACAUCAACGCCAAAACCACCGACCAGACCGUGCCAGUUAAUGAUGAUCAGAUUGAUGGCCUAGAAUUGAAUACCUCAGUGAACAUUGAAGAGAAAAUCAGAACUCCACCGACAGUUAUAAAAAGAAAGAAACCAGUCGACACAUCGAAAUUUAACCAGACUGAUAGGAAAUCGAAACACUUAGCAACAUUCUAUUUUAGACAUCAUGAUACUGAUUCGGAUAGGCAGAUGAUCGAAACAGAUGAAAAAAGCCAAGAAGAAUCUUCUGAAGAAGAAUGGACUUACGUCGGAGGUGGUAAGAUUGCAAAUGAAGAUUCGACUGAUUUAAUGACCUCAUCCGUGGAGAUACAGUGCGAAUUGCCGUUAGACGAUAAGAAACCAGAAGAGAAACCAGCAUCGCCAAAACCGAAAUUGGAAUCAUCAACACCGGAUUUGUUAAGAGUUGAAAACACGAGAUGUAAAGAUAUCGAGAGGUUGGUGAAUCAGGCUGAGGAACUGGUACAAAAACAGGCAAUGGCUAAGAAGAAGGGCGCUAGGAACUUCAAACCGCUAAGUUUUGAAGAGGAAGGCAAGAGUGUGAACAGGAACAAGAUGUCGCGGAUCAAAGAAUGGCUGAAUCAGAGUUCUGACGGCAAGAAUGAGAGCAAUCAGGGCACGGAAAGCUACGACGCGUCAGGUGAAUACACGACGGAGAGUGAAGUGGACACGUCGCUGACGUCAGAGGAGAGGAACCUGCACUCCUCGAUGGACAUGAGUACCUCGACAUGCACGGUGACGCCGACACAUCACGCGAAGGUCCAACUGCGCAAGAAACGCGGCGGCGGCGGCGCGAGGCCCUGGUCCGUGUCAUGUAUAUCGCAGCUGGGGACCCUAGCAGGGCUUGGUGGGGCGCCCACCUCCCUAGCCCAUACGCCGUCCGCCCCCGACGCCAUUUCGCACAACAUGUCCAUCUCGGAGUCAGCUCUGAACACCCUCGCAUCGCCUCAUAGAGUAACGCCAGCUAACUCCAGCUCCAAGUUGCGUGGCAGCUCUACUACUGUUCAGGGUCACGUGUCCAGCACAAACACAAUGACUGAAGCGUGCACAUCCUGCGUAGAAGCGAACGACAAGCAGUGUUGGCUGCGUCGGAAGCGGUUGAAACUGCGCCGCCAUAACAACACCGCGGUGAGACGGGAGAGGCUGGUGAAGUCGCUGUCCUUCUGCGGGAGGCUUAGUCCUGAGAUAGAAGAUAAGCACGAACGAAGUGCUGCGAGCGAUCCGGCUACUAGUAGAAAGAGCAGAUUCGACACAACGUCGACAUCAGGCAACGACAGUGACGAAGAACUGAUCAAGCAGCAACUGGCGACCAUCGCUAACCUUCGCAAAAGCAUCGAGAAGACGCACAUAUCCAGCAGGGAAGAGAGUGCCAUUCCAGAACAGAACGAAACCGAGGGUUUCAAGGCUGAAUUCAAGUUGGGACCAGCUGGUGGUACAGUUAGACCAAGGUUAGCAAGGAGUCUGGAGAGAGAGAGGAACUUCCUCGCGCUAAGUCUUGGUGAUCCCAGUCAGCUGUGGGACCUCAGUAUGGACAAGGAUUCAGAUGUGGACAAAAGUGUGACGGCUGGCACGGAAGAGCAUAGUUCGUUUUCAGAACAAGCUUGGGAUUUCUAUCAGGAGAAAUACAAUUCGGAACCAUAUUCAGAAGCCCCGGAUUCAGACGCCGCGCGUCGUUUACUGGAAUUUGGCGACGAUUACCGAGCGUUCUUAGACUCGCAAUCGGACUGCUGUUCUAGUCUGUCCGCGCAACCAGAGAACGACAUAAGCCCCAGUGGCACGCGCAGGCGUCGACCCCCCUCCGAAAUGUCCAGGGAAAGAAGCUUGCCUCGCUACAAACGCCCAACCAGAAACUCUCCCGUCGAAACACCCUCAAGAAAGCCGAAAAAGUCCAUGUCCAGUGCAGAGCGCAAAAAGUCACUACUCGACAGCCUAGAGAGGUCCAGAAACAACACCAGCAUAGAGAGCAGCGAUGGAGUCCGGCGCAGGAAACCCUCAGAAUCUGAGAGAAAGAACAGCAAACGCUCACCGGAAUUCGACUUGCUCAACGUGCAGGCGCUCAGCCGCAGACGCCACAGCUCAAACAUGACCAGCGACGAAGUGAACAGCUCGCUAGAGUACACAGAGGUGAACAACCGUCCGGACAUACUCGACUCGCUGACCAGAAGGCGGCGGAUCGAGAAAGACGGCGAGACGGAGCUGCAGAAGGUGGCGCUGUCGGAGCUGCGGCGGCGCUCCACCGAGAGCGGCGACUCGGAGACGGAGUCGUCGAGCCCCAAGAAGCACAGCCGGCGCAGCCGCUCGGGCUCGGAGUCGGGCGCAGGCGCGAGCGCGGCGCGGCUGGUGCUGCGCGGGUCGGGCGCGGCGCUGGCGGCGGCGGAGGCGGCGCUGGCGGCGGCGGACGCGGCGGAGCCCGACCUGCUGCGCGCGUUCGACUACACGGAGGUCGUGUCGCGUUGUCGCGAUAAUAUCAACUUGUUGGAGGCGACGUUGGCCAGUGGGUCACUGUCGCCCACACUGCAGAGAGAUGUCAGAGCCCCGUUCACACCAGCGGUUUCGGCGCGAUGGUCGGCGUUGCGCGUUGCAGCGACCCGCCGCGGCGGCGCUCGCCGUCUGCGCCGCGAGAUGGCAGCACUGCGCGAGACGCUGGAUGACGUUUGCGAGCCAGGAGAUUGUGCCCCACAGCCGCAUACAAGGGCCCAGCUGCAUCGCAGGAUUGAGGAGUUGAAGGACCGUCUUUCCCGCCUGCUGGAAUGCAAAGUGUCGAUGCUGAAGCUGACUGUGUCGGUGCGUCGUGCGCUUGUUGAGAUGGAGUCUGACGACAGCGGACUGGCGGCCGAUUUGGCGGCGUUGCUGGCUGCAUGGGAUGAUGCGCAUCAAAGGACCUCAAACGAGCUCCUAUCGCUGGAAAAGGCAGUGUGCGCGUGGGCAGAGUGGGAGAGCGCGCUGCGCGAGCUACAGGGUGCUCUGCGCGGGGACCUCGCCACGCUCGAGUCGCUGCGGGACCGCGGUACCAACGUCGCCGAUCAGAACGAAGUGGCCGCUCAGAUUAAACAGCUGGCAGCCUCGCUGGUUGAGAAGAAGAAGGGCAGUUCAACGUGCGAUUCGCUGUCCGACUCGGGUAUCUCCGACGGCGACAGCGAGGGCGUGGGGCGACGCGCGCGCCGCCUCAGUGCGUUGAGAGAGCUCGCGCGCCGCCUGCAGGCUGCGCUUGCGCCUAACUCGCCCGCGCAUAAAGCUAUCGCGAAGCGCAUGGAGCAGACGGAGAACGAAGUCCGCAUACUGCAGGAGUCGUGUCGCGCUCUCGUCGAGCAAAGCAUUCCAGAUCUUAAGAUCGACGAGGACACCGAUAACAGCAUAGCAACAGUCGCCGGGAACAAGACGAAUCCCGGAGACCCGGACUACAGUCCCCGCGGAGGCUGGGUGUGGCGAGUUCUGCGCUCUUCCCUCCCGAUCCAGCUAUGCCUGGUCGCCCUCCUGCUGGCCGCCUGGCUCGUCGAACGGCCCAGGUGCUGCGAUGCCCUCAACUCCUUCGCUCAAAGCCUGACCCCACAGCUGCGCUACGUACGUGGACCUCCCCCGGUCUGAAAACUUAAUGGAUUCAGCAUUAUAUUGAGCAUCGUUAGCUACAUGAUUAGCUUGAAAAGAACUUCACUGGUGGUGAGGAUAAAGCACAUUAUUGUGCAUUCGACAUGAUUGAAGAAUUAAAGCACGUAUGUGCCUUCUGAAGUUUGUGUUGACUUUGAGAAAGUCUGUACGGAGUGGGUAUUCUGUACCCAAACGGGAUUGCGUAAAGCAAUAUUUUUAUUAUUAAGGGUUUUGAAGAUUUGACGCAAGCGGGAGUGAUUUUGACAUACUAACAUAUCUUUACAAUAUGUACCUUAAAAACCCAAAAAAUACGUGUGGAGUUUCGAUUUGCGAAUGACAAGAAUAACUGACUUAGAGAAAAUAAAAUAGAAUAACAGACUUCCAUCUAGAUUUGCUCAUAAGGAAAGUUCAAAUGAAAAAGUGUUCCAAAAAAAAUAAUAAUCAUCUGUAUCAGAUGAAGUUCAAAGUAGUUAGUCUAUGAUUUUAAGUAUAACAAUACUUACUAACAAUUGACAAACGAUUUAUAAGUUUGUACUUAGCGUAGAAGCAUGAAUAUGUUAGUACAAUUAUUUGAUAGGUUACAUUUAUUAAUGUGUGAGAGGUGUAGCAAUUUUUCGAUUACAUACAAUAUUUUUUGAAUUUUUGUAAAAUCUUGUGCCUCUAGUAUAACCUCAAAAUAUAGAUCAACGACAUUUUGGACUUGUAGCCUUACUAUAUUAAAUAAGACUGAUAAAAAAAUAGGGACAUCUUCCAUAAUUCCCCCACUAAUUAAAUAUUUGAAUGUAACAAAUAUAGCCAUAUGUAGUUUUUGUCUGUGUUGUCCUACGCUAAUUUUGAAUUAGUAAACCAUAAAUAUGUACCUAUUAUAUAAAUCUUCAUUAUUAUACUGAAUGAAACUGACACCCAUUUAAUGGGAUUUUUUGUUUUCCUAUCUCAUACAGAUGCUAUUAGUUGAUUAUGAAUCAAUUUUAUAUUGUAGUCUUACUUUACAAAUAUCUCUUUAGCAACACUAUUAUUUUCCGAAGUAGAUUUUCAGUGAUUUUUAAGUAAUUUUUAGUGAUGCCAGCUUUUAUAUUUCUUUUUUAACGCUGGCAACUAGCUGAAAUAUUAUCUAUUUUACUUAUGAUCGUAUCGAAUAUUUGUAAUAUUAUAUUUAUUAUAAUUAAUAUGAAUUCAUGAUAACAAUUACCAUUGAAUGAAUAUGUGCCUGAUUAUUAUUUUUAUUCAUUGUUAUGUGUUUAUUAAUUUGUUUAUUUUAACGGCUUUGUUCACACUGGUGCAUUUUGCUAUCGAUUACAGCAAGAAUACAAUUGAAAGAUCCUAAAAUAACAUUAGCCCCUAAUAAAAAUUUAUCAAAUGUUUACAAUUAAACAUUAUAGUUCAGUUAUUGGCUAUUGAAAAAACCUUGGGGGUAACAAUUAAGUUUUCUAAUACGAAAUAUAAAUCUCAAUAAUUUUAAGCUGAAAUCAAAAGAAACAUGAACCAAUGUGAACAAAGCUGUAUGGCGACAUAAUUAUCAUAGUGACUUGUUGAAUGUUUUUAUCGAAUCAAACAUAUAUCAAUACACUUCAUUAAUUAUUCUGAGAAAUUGUGUAGUGAUAAACAGUUGUCCAGCAUACAAAUACUUUACUGUUUCUAAAGGCAAUGUUGUUCGCCUUCCUGAACGGUAUAAAAGUAUAUAAAAUGCAAAAGGAAUUCAAUUUAAACUGCCGAAGUGUGAAUGUGUGCGUGAUUAUUAUUUGAAUGCACGUUUUAAUGCUAUAGAUAGGUACACUAACUAUAGUAUUCUAGUUGCUAAGUCAUUGAAAUUUCGCUGUGGUUUUAUUGCAAUGUGGCAUAAAAGUAUUUUGAAUUUUUACUAAAGAGUAAUUUUUAUUAUCUCGUGUGGUAGUAUUAUUAUAUUGUGUAGCUGGCCACACUGAGGAAUUUUAUGAAAAACAAAACCACAGGGAAAGUUGUUCAACAUUCUAUAAUCAAUUUAAGGCAAUUAAUGCCGCCGUAGUGUGUCAUAUUUCUUUUAAUUUUAUACUUUUUAAUUUUAACUCUAUAAUUGAAAGAAAAUAGACAUGCUAAUAUUGUGCAUUUAAUUUUUCGUUCUUCGGCAAGGUUGUGAAAGCAUUAUAAAAUGAACGAUAGCAUAAAGGCAUGAUGGCUUUGGAAUGGAAAUAAACAUUUUUAAACAUA
Molecule: messenger RNA, 7863 nt
Organism: Manduca sexta (tobacco hornworm)
Lineage: Eukaryota; Metazoa; Arthropoda; Insecta; Lepidoptera; Sphingidae
Gene: klar
Exons: 24
Coding region: 775-5679 (1634 amino acids)
Cellular component (GO): membrane
Source: RefSeq, a predicted model, not a curated record